UCUUUAGAAGAGCUAGGCUUGAGGUAUCAUUGGCUGUCGUCUUGAAGUGUAUUCUACAAUUAUGGGCGUUCCGUUCGAGGCCCUUCUCCCUUAUGGGAUUAUCAUGGUGAUGUUCGGUGUCACUGGGGUCGGGCUGUCGACGGUGAAGUACUAUUCGAAUGAAAGAAAAAACCCAAGACGGGCUAUUGAUAUGUGGGAUAAGCAAAUGAUGGAACGGGAUCGACGGAUCACGGGAAUAUUUAGAGGGCAAAAUAACGGCCAUGAGGCGCCAGUAGGAUUCGAGGUUAACAACCCAUGGAAGACGGAGAAACGAUUUUACUAAAACAUACUUUCCCCCCUUUAUACUGUGUCAUAGCUACACUUGCUUUGCAACUUUGCGAGAUCAAAGGAAGAAAAGCAGCUGUAUUCCUACAUUUGAACAGGAGAAUUGGCUGCGUGGUUUAGACUUGUUUAUAUUGACGUCUGAAUUUCUGCCACCCCACCCUUAAUUCCCCGAACCUCCAUUGGAUGGAGAUGUACAUUAAACCAUUUCCCCAAUGCAGAAACUCUAUCCGCUUCAGAAUUUAGAGUCGCGAUCUUCUCUAGAUUACCA
Molecule: messenger RNA, 592 nt
Organism: Histoplasma capsulatum G186AR
Lineage: Eukaryota; Fungi; Ascomycota; Eurotiomycetes; Onygenales; Ajellomycetaceae
Exons: 5
Coding region: 62-322 (86 amino acids)
Source: RefSeq, a predicted model, not a curated record